Molecule: messenger RNA, 678 nt
Organism: Uncinocarpus reesii 1704
Lineage: Eukaryota; Fungi; Ascomycota; Eurotiomycetes; Onygenales; Onygenaceae
Exons: 3
Coding region: 1-678 (225 amino acids)
Source: RefSeq, a predicted model, not a curated record
AUGCCUAGCUCGAUCUACUAUUUGUGCUCCCUCGCCCUUGCUGGCACUCUUGCCUCGGCGAGAACCAUUACCGUGAUGGUUGCCCAAGGUGGCUUGAACUUCACUCCAGGAACCAUUCGAGCCCAGACCGGAGACGAAGUUGCCUUCGUCUUCACCCGAGGUAACCAUGAUGUCACUCUUGGAGAAUUCGACCGACCCUGCCAGCCAGCUCCCAACGCAUUCUGGUCCGGCACAAUCACCAUUCCUUCUGGACUAAACGGCAACGCCACAUUCACCAUUCCCAUUAGAGAUACGGAGCCCAAGUGGAUCUACUGCAGCUUUGGCAGACAUUGCCAGAAUGGAAUGGUUGGCGUGAUUAACCCACCUAGCGAGGGCGACAACACUUUCGACGCCUACAAGAGCGCUGCCGAAGAAGCCCCAGAGAGCAACCGUCCCACAGCAAUCAACGGCGGAAGCUUGAUUGUCCGCGGUGACCUCGAGAUUCCCGGCUUCCCUGGUAACAGUGAGAGCAGCUCUACCGGUGCCCCAACUGGUUCUGCCACUAACUCUGCAACUGCCAGCGGAACCCCUCCUGCUACGCAAACUGGAAAUGCUGGUGCAACGAUCCAAACAAGCGGUGCUUUGGGCGCAGUUAUGGCCGGAUUGACUGUUGGCGCAGCCUGGUUUGGACUGAUCUAA